AAAGAAUUUUGUUUUGUUUGUUUUUUGUACUGAUUUGCUUAAAUAAAAUUAUAAAUAUGCUUCUCUUCGGGUGAAAAUAAUACACUAAAAAAUGUAAAUUACACAUUUUUUGAACGCAUUAAAUGAAUCGAUUGUUUUGGUGAAAAUUAAUUCCUUGUUAGUUUGUUUGUAUAUAAUUUGUUUACGAUUAGUAGUUGUUUUUGUUUGCAGGCUAUGUUCAGCUUGCAAUUAUGUAAAUAAUAACCUACCCUUUUAAUUAGAACAAAAUUAAAGCCUGGCUAAUCUUUAAAAAGCUGCCAUGCGCACAUCAUGUAGUAUAGCAGAUUUACGAAGUGCUAAAAAGUUACAUAGCCUUUCCCUUGCUGAAUCAAGCCUACAAAAUGGCUACAGAAGGUCAAAUAUGGGUGGAAGUUUAUUGCAUUUAUCAAGCUUCAAUGAAUUUGGCAGUAGUUUUUCACUUGCUCAAGAUCACUCAAAAACUCUCUCUGUGGAACCAACUAUUCUAUUUGGAUCAUCUGCUGUGAUAAAUUCAACUUGUAAAAAAACCACGUCACUUACUCGAAGUAAAGAUGGCGACCUAAAUUACUGUGAUAAUAGCCGUGUUAACAGAUGGUUUGAUGGACUUCUACGAUGCUUGAAGCCUGUUUGGACAGUUUUAGGCAAAUCAACCACACACGAGCUAAAAGAAGAUAAUUGGGAAAUACUUUUUGAUGACAUUAAAGACUUACAGUUUCUGGGCAGUGGAGCUCAAGGGGCAGUUUUUUGUGGCCACUUAAAUGGAGAGCUUGUUGCAGUAAAGAAAGUUCGAGAAAAGAUUGAAACCGAUAUCAAGCAUUUGAAGAAGUUAUCUCACUGCAAUGUUGUUGCUUUUAGGGGUGUCUGUGUACAACCACCUUGCUACUGUAUUAUUAUGGAGUAUUGCCCAGCUGGAACAUUGCAUAACUUAUUACGUCAAGGUACUGAGAUACCUCCAAAGAAAGUCAUGGAAUGGUCAAAGCAAGUUGCAAAUGGAAUGAACUAUUUACACAUCCAUAAAAUUAUACAUAGAGAUUUAAAGUCAGAAAACAUUUUGAUUGGCUACAAUGAUGUUUUAAAAAUUUCUGACUUUGGAACUAGUAGACAGUGGAAUGACAAAAGUGUGAAAAUGUCUUUUGCUGGAACAGUUGCUUGGAUGGCUCCUGAAGUAAUUCGAAAUGAAUCUUGCUCUGAAAAGGUUGAUAUUUGGUCAUUUGGUGUUGUUUUAUGGGAGUUGCUUACUUGUGAAACUCCUUACAAAGGUGUAGAUUCUUCUGCUGUUAUUUGGGGAGUUGGUAGCAAUAGUUUGCAUUUACCUGUACCUACCACCUGUCCGGAAGGAUUCAAGUUACUUUUAAAGCAAUGCUGGAGUGGUAAACCAAGAAAUCGACCAUCCUUUAGACAUAUAUUGAUGCAUUUAGACAUAGCAGCUGUUGAAAUUUUAAGUACUCCCGAAGAAGAAUAUUUUCAGACUCAGGCAACUUGGAAAGUGGAAAUAGGUUCCUACAUGCAAAAAAUCAAGAACGAUUCUACAUAUGGAAUUCAUAUGGAGGAAGAUUUAAUUAAACAAAGACAGGAAGAGCUUAAACAUGCACAAGAUAUUCGAGAACAUUAUGAAAAAAAGUUAGAACGAGUAAAUAAUUUAUAUUUAGAGCUUGCUACCUGCCUUUUCCAAGUGGAGCAAAGAGAACAAGAGCUUAUUCAACGUGAACAAGGGUUAAAAUCUGGAAUUACUUAUUCAAGGUGCUCCAAGAAAAAUAUUCGAAGGUUUUUAAAGAAUAAUCGCUCUUGCAAAAAGCGAAGUCAAAAACCUACUCCUGAGCCAAUUACAGCUGCAAAGUCAGUUGAUAGCUAUUCUGCUUUUCAUGGUUCUGCUAAAUCCCGAAUUAGAAGAGCAAAAAAUGUGCGUUCUGGCCAAUUUGCAGAUGACAAAUUUGAUUAUUCUGUUCCUCCAAAAAUAAUUGAAGAGUUUAAACAAGAUACGAAACAUGUCAUAUCAAAUGUUGUGGAUUCAGAAACCCAAACAGAUCUGAGAUUCCAAGAGCAAGCCAAUGACUUAAGUGCCACAAUUCAGCAAAGUAUGUCUAUUUCAGAUGAUUUUACUCUUCUUAAAAACACAAACUCAUCAUCCUCUACUCUUGAUGUCAGUGUUCAUAACUCAUAUCAUCAAUCAUCUAUAUUUACUCAAUCUUCUGUGAUCAAAAGUUGUAACCAGUCUUAUGAGCAAAAUGCUGCCAUAAACUCCAAUGAAUUUGAAUGUCAUAAACAUUUGUGUGCAUUACCCUCUGGCACUGCUGUUAAUUUAGGUAACUAUUCUCAUGAACUACUAAACAUGAGUGAAAAAUCAAAAAGAAAUACUCAACAGCAAAGAUUUUCUAGAAAAUUUUGUAGAAUGGGCUCUUUUAGAGGUAAACUUCUUUUGAAAAGAUUUGGAAGUAGUCUUCAGGAAUUCAGUGCCACGGAAGAAUCUUGUGACAGUGAUGAUGGAAGGGACUCGCCAAGACAUUCUCAAUAUAGUCUUGCUAAUAUAAGUGAGAAUUCUUUAUCCAGUUCUGAUGAAUAUUUUUCUGAAGAAGAAAAUACUAGUGAACAUUCUAGCAGUCAAUACACAGCUGGAGAAUUGAUGUCAAGCAUAUCUAAUCCAGACAUUCCGUUAAAUAUUGAAUUAGAAUCAUCUGAUGAUGAUGUCAGUCCUAAUCAAAAGCCUUAUGAAGGAAAUUUUGCUCAAUCUGUAAAACUUCAUAAUCAUUCUUACUGCUCAGAUGCACAUCAGGAGUUUGUUUCCAAUAGAACUAGUCCUGAUAUAAGACUAGAAAUCAUUCCAAGAACUACAGAUGUAUUUUCUGACUCUGAUAUCACUCAGAAGGUACAUGAUGUCUGUUGUGCAGAAAAGUUGUAAAAAAAUUGUUAGAUAGUGAUGAAACAAGUUUAUUGAUUGGAUUUUAUUGUUUCAUUAGAAUGUAAAUAUAUUUCAUUCUUAAAAAGU
Messenger RNA from Parasteatoda tepidariorum (common house spider), 3001 nucleotides. RefSeq lists its product as uncharacterized. Gene Ontology annotation, molecular function: protein serine/threonine kinase activity; ATP binding. Gene Ontology annotation, biological process: protein phosphorylation. Gene Ontology annotation, cellular component: cytoplasm. Lineage: Eukaryota; Metazoa; Arthropoda; Arachnida; Araneae; Theridiidae. The record is from RefSeq and is a predicted model, not a curated record.